Rattus rattus (black rat) is the source of this 5526-nucleotide messenger RNA. RefSeq names its product DEAH-box helicase 36 (gene Dhx36). NCBI's taxonomy places the organism in Eukaryota, Metazoa, Chordata, Mammalia, Rodentia, Muridae. Bases 72 to 3074 code for a protein of 1000 amino acids. The record is from RefSeq and is a predicted model, not a curated record. Gene Ontology annotation, cellular component: intracellular anatomical structure; nucleus; cytoplasm. Gene Ontology annotation, molecular function: G-quadruplex RNA binding; DNA helicase activity; ATP binding. The transcript is spliced from 25 exons.
GCGCCCGCUUCCGGUCCUGGGCGCCAUUUUCAGCGGUUGAGUUUUGGUGGUACCUGUAGUCGUCUCGGACAAUGAGCUACGACUAUCAACAGAGCUGGAGCCGCGACGGGGGCCCACGGGGCUCCGGCCAGGGCUCUGGCGGCGGCGGUGGAGGGAGCCGGGGCUCCGGCGGCGGCGGAGGGGGCCGCGGCGGCCGGGGCCGGCAUCCGGCUCACCUUAAGGGUCGCGAGAUAGGCCUAUGGUACGCAAAAAAGCAAACGCAGAAGAACAAGGAGGCUGAGAGACAAGAGAGAGCUGUAGUGCACAUGGAUGAACGGCGAGAAGAGCAAAUUGUGCAGCUGCUAAAUUCAGUCCAAGCAAAGAAUGAUAAAGAUUCAGAAGCACAGAUAUCCUGGUUUGCUCCUGAGGAUCAUGGGUAUGGUACUGAAGUUUCUUCAGAGAAAAAAAUAAACUCAGAGAAGAAACUUGACAACCAGGAAAAGAAAUUGCUGAACCAAGAAAAAAAGACAUAUAGGAUCACAGACAAAUCAUAUAUUGACCGAGAUUCUGAGUAUUUAUUGCAAGAAAAUGAACCAAACCUAGGCUUAGACCAACAAUUAUUGGAAGAUUUACAAAAGAAAAAAACUGACCCUCGGUAUAUAGAGAUGCAGCGUUUCAGAAAAAAGCUGCCUUCAUAUGGAAUGCAGAAGGAGCUGGUAAAUUUAAUCAAUAACCAUCAAGUGACAGUGAUAAGUGGUGAGACUGGUUGUGGCAAAACCACUCAGGUUACUCAGUUCAUCUUGGAUAACUACAUCGAAAGAGGAAUAGGGUCUGCCUGCAGAAUAGUGUGUACUCAGCCAAGAAGAAUUAGUGCCAUUUCAGUUGCUGAGAGGGUGGCUGCAGAAAGGGCAGAGUCUUGUGGCAAUGGUAAUAGUACUGGAUACCAGAUUCGUCUCCAAAGUCGGUUGCCAAGGAAACAAGGCUCUAUCCUAUACUGCACAACAGGAAUCAUUCUUCAGUGGCUCCAGUCAGACUCACGUUUGUCCAGUGUUAGUCAUAUUGUACUUGAUGAAAUUCAUGAAAGGAAUCUACAAUCAGAUGUUUUAAUGACUGUUAUUAAAGAUCUUCUCCAUUUUCGAUCGGAUCUCAAAGUAAUAUUGAUGAGUGCAACCUUGAAUGCUGAGAAAUUUUCAGAAUAUUUUGGUAACUGUCCAAUGAUACAUAUACCUGGGUUUACUUUUCCAGUUGUGGAAUAUCUUUUGGAAGAUAUCAUUGAAAAAAUAAGAUAUUUUCCAGAACAAAAAGAACAUAGAUCCCAGUUCAAAAGGGGUUUCAUGCAGGGUCAUGUAAAUAGACAAGAAAAAGAAGAAAAAGAGGCGAUCUAUAAAGAACGCUGGCCAGCUUAUAUAAAGGAACUACAGACAAGAUACUCUGCAAGUACCAUAAAUGUUUUGGAAAUGAUGGAUGAUGAUAAAGUUGAUCUGAAUUUGAUUGCUGCCCUUAUUCGAUACAUUGUUUUGGAAGAAGAGGACGGUGCAAUAUUGGUCUUUCUACCAGGCUGGGACAAUAUCAGUACUUUGCAUGAUCUCUUGAUGUCACAAGUGAUGUUUAAAUCAGAUAGGUUUCUUAUUAUACCUUUACAUUCACUGAUGCCCACCGUAAACCAGACACAGGUAUUUAAAAAAACUCCUCCUGGUGUUCGGAAAAUAGUAAUUGCUACCAACAUUGCAGAGACUAGCAUCACCAUAGAUGAUGUGGUCUAUGUAAUAGAUGGAGGGAAAAUUAAAGAAACACACUUUGACACACAGAACAACAUCAGUACCAUGUCUGCUGAGUGGGUUAGUAAAGCUAAUGCCAAACAGAGGAAAGGGAGAGCUGGAAGAGUUCAGCCUGGUCAUUGUUAUCAUCUGUAUAAUGGUCUUAGAGCAAGUCUUCUAGAUGACUACCAACUACCAGAAAUUUUGAGAACUCCUUUGGAAGAACUUUGUUUGCAAAUAAAGAUCUUGAGGCUGGGUGGAAUUGCUUAUUUUCUGAGUAGGUUAAUGGAUCCACCAUCAGAUGAGGCAGUAGUGCUCUCCAUAAAACACCUAAUGGAACUGAGUGCUUUGGAUAAGCAAGAAGAAUUGACACCUCUUGGAGUCCAUUUAGCCCGACUGCCUGUUGAGCCACAUAUUGGAAAAAUGAUUCUCUUUGGAGCUUUGUUCUGUUGCUUAGAUCCAGUCCUCACCAUUGCUGCCAGUCUCAGCUUUAAAGAUCCCUUUGUCAUUCCAUUGGGAAAAGAAAAGAUUGCAGAUGCAAGAAGAAAGGAACUGGCAAAGGAAACUAGAAGUGAUCACCUGACAGUUGUGAAUGCGUUUGAGGGCUGGGAAGAAGCUAAACGGCGUGGUUUCAGAUAUGAAAAAGACUACUGCUGGGAAUAUUUUCUCUCUUCAAACACACUACAGAUGCUGCAUAACAUGAAGGGACAGUUUGCUGAGCAUCUUCUUGGAGCUGGAUUUGUAAGCAGUAGAAGUCCCAAAGAUCCAAAAGCUAAUAUAAAUUCAGAUAAUGAGAAGAUCAUUAAAGCUGUCAUCUGUGCUGGUUUAUAUCCCAAAGUUGCUAAAAUCCGACUAAAUUUGGGUAAAAAAAGGAAAAUGGUGAAAGUUCACACAAAGUCUGAUGGUCUGGUUUCUAUUCAUCCUAAGUCUGUCAAUGUGGAGCAGACAGACUUCCACUACAACUGGCUUAUCUAUCACCUGAAGAUGAGAACAAGCAGUAUAUACUUGUACGACUGCACAGAAGUCUCACCAUACUGCCUCUUGUUCUUUGGAGGAGAUAUUUCCAUCCAGAAAGAUAAGGAUCAGGAAAUUAUUGCUGUAGACGAAUGGAUUGUGUUUCAGUCUCCAGAAAGAAUUGCUCAUCUUGUUAAGGGACUAAGAAAGGAAUUGGAUAUCCUUCUACAAGAGAAGAUUGAAUGCCCUCAUCCUGUAGAUUGGAACGACACCAAAUCCAGAGACUGUGCAGUACUGUCAGCUAUUCUAGACUUGAUCAAAACACAAGAAAAGGCUAUUCCAAGGAACUUGCCACCACGAUCACAGGAUGGAUAUUGCAGCUGACAGUUUUCUGGGGUGGCCUAAACCUAUCCUGAUGUCCAUAAUUUCUGGUCUUUUUUUUUGGUUUUAUUUUGUUUUUAGUUUUUGGCAAAAUGCCAAGCCCUGGGUCAUGCCUCCCUUCUGUGUGUAAGUUAGAACCUUUCAUUGAGUAGUAAAGAGUUAAUGUGCAUGACUAAACAGUGCCAUCUAGCUACUAUAAAGACAUUGGAACAAGCAGUAUGCUUCUGAACUUAUCCUCUGUUGUAGAUAUGUCCACACUUUGGGAGAAUUCCCAAAGUUGUAACAUUGAGAAAUUCCUUUAUGCCAUUAUGCAAAAUUAAUUUUCUGUCCAUAAUGACUGUCUAGACAGUAAAAAUAGAAAGUUGGGCCAAAAAGCAAUGUGAAGUAAGAAUUUAAAUACAACCCCAUUUUUAAAAAAUGAAUUUCUAUUAUAAGUAAAUAUGUUGUAAUAAAGCCCAGUAUUUAAUAAAAUGUACAAUGUAUAAGUCUCAGCUAACUUCUUGGUUUGGUUUCUAGAGUUCUGCCUAUCACUUGGCUCCCUUGAUUGGUUUUAUUUGUUUGUUUGCUUGUUUUUUAAUUUUUUUAAAAGGUUCUUAUAUUACCUACCUUCCUGCUCUGUGUAGCAUAAUGUAGCAACUGAGCACGCGUCUGGAUGUGGUGCUGGAGGUCCUGUCUCAGCUCAGCCCCUUUCCUAUUUGAGAGACAGGUAAAGACUGUGAGGGUUAAAUAUGGGAAUACGUGUAAAGGACUCGGACUAGCGUCUGAUGCUUAUGGUGCUCACACAGUGCUUGUUACUAUUUGUCCAUGAAAUAGUCUUUAACCUUUAGUAUUCAAUUUUACCCUUUUGUUUUUUGUACUAGGGACCUUGGAGAUGGUUGAGCCAAGGGCCUCACAUGUACUAGAUAUGUGCUGUAUUUCUGAGCUACACCCCUGUGACAAAACAAGGCUGUUUUCAGGCUUAUUAGAGUUAUUGUUUUUCUCCUACUUUUGACUCCUUCCUUGUUUUCCAAUUGUAGUCCCUACCUCUAGCAUAAAGAUGUUGCUUUUGUCCUAUCCAAGACCCAUUGGUUGUUCUGAGGUAAUCAACUGUGGUCUUAUUUCCCUAGUAAGUUGUGAGAUGACCAGGACAUAUGCAUAAUACUGCCAUGGAUUUGCUGCCGGUGCUGGUUCAGGUACUGCUGCCAUGUCAUGUAUAUGUCAUCUGACAUUGUAUACAGGGAUUUGAAUGUACUGUGUCCUUAGUUUAUUCUUUUGGAUUGUAUCACCAAAAUUAUGUUUCUCCCUAAACUCUCAGAUUUAGUCAUAGUGGUGUUGUUAUAGCAUAUCAGUUUUGCCCCACAAAGUGUGUUUACAAGCAAGUAUUUAGUCUCCACAUGCUGCUGCUCUUUGUUGUCUCUGACAUAGCUAAGCAGGAUAGAGGGUGGAUUACGGGUGCUCUGAAGGUUCAGCUUCUUGUUUCACAGAUUAGGACUACUAACUCAAAAAUUUACGCCAAGCCCUAACAUGACUUGUCCUGUAGUGCUCUUAAAAAAUAGGUCAAGAAGAAAAAGCUGUCUUACAUCACUUUGCACAGCACAAAGAACAAACUAGAAAAAACACUGUAACAGAAACUUAUGAGUAAAACUGAAAUAUACUGCUACAUAAUGUUUUAAGAGCAUUAAGUACAUGCAUAUGGUACCUUCCUCAUUAAUUGAUCUGGAAAAAAAAAAGCUGUAGUAAUUUUAAGUCAAUUAAUUACCAAGUAUAUUUUGCUGCAUUUGUAAAACAAAGUCUACUUUAAAAUUAUUUCAGUAUCUGUCUACCCAGACCAAUUAAAUGAUGGCAUAAUUUCUUCCAUUCUCAACACUGAGCUUAUAUUCUUUGAUAACUGUAAUUAUGUUUUAUAUUGAUAUUUGUAAUAAUCCUAUAUGUUAAACAGCAUUUUUAUUCUGAUUUUUUUAAAAAACAUCUUCACUGGAGAAUAUUUGAAAAUGUAUCCAGGAAAGUAAAUCAUGUUAUCAUUGUUAGUUUUUUGAUAUUCUUCCAUACCUUUUUAAAGCUUUAAGGUAUUUAAGAGUAUAAUUUCAAUGUAUUUUGUCUACUGUAUGAAGUCGUGUAGCUAACAACACCACAGUCUCGAUGUAGAACAUUCCCAUCAACCUAAGAUUUUCUCUGUUGCUUUUACAGGUAAAAUGCCCUUCCUUGCUUCUACCCUCUGGUGCCCAGGGAGCAGUUGUUCGUCAGUAGUUUUGCCUUUUCUAGGUUUUCUGGUAAUGGAUUCACACAGUCUAUAUGUCCAGCCUCUUUCACUUAAUAUAAGCAUCGAGAUAACUCAUGCUUACUGUACAUAUUAGUAAUUUUAUUGUUUAGUAUUUUCUUUUAUGGUUAUGUUAUUGUAUUCAUUUACCACGUGGUGGACAUUUCAUGUAUUUUCAGCAUUUUUGCUGUUAAUGAAUAAAGCUGCUCUAAAUGUGUA